CUGGAAGCAUGUCGGCGCCGUGCAGAAGGUAAGACCCUUACCCUUCAUCCGCCCGCGUCGAUUCUUUUAUCCUAUCCAUUCGAUCAAUCCAUAUAUAUAUGGAUGACGGCAUUCAUCAAUCGAUCCAACCACGGUGGUCAGAGCAAUUUCCAGAGUGUUCGAAGUAGAAGUAUUAGAGACCUUCGGCCGUCGAUCCCGCACUCCGAUCCAAGAAAAAGAGAAGAGAUGAUACUGGUCGCAGUUGUAGCGGAGCUGCUGGAGAAGUACACCGCGUUGGUGUCCCACGCGCUGGAGCAGCUGGUCCACGACGCCCCCUUCCCCCGGCGCGUCCGCCUCCUCAUCUUGCGCAACCUCCCCUUCGCCUCUCCGCCGCCCCCACUCCCGCCGCCUCCCCACGCCCUGCGGGUCCGCUCCCGCGCCGCCCCCGUCGCCGCCCGGUGAUCCGAGGGGUUCUUCCCUGUACAUAAGCCUCCGUCCUUCUCACUGGUGGAAUUUUGCCCCAUCCUUUUCCUUCAUUGCAAUUGAGUGUCUCGAAAUCAUGAACAGAUCUUCGGUUGUCUACUUCCUCCUCGCUCUCGGACUUGUUUUUCUGAUGUUCUAAUGUUCUAUUGGUUUGGAAACUUAUACCAGAGGGAUCAUAUGUCCAAUCUCAUUCGAUGGGAGCAAAUUCUUCA
Molecule: messenger RNA, 674 nt
Organism: Musa acuminata subsp. malaccensis (wild Malaysian banana)
Lineage: Eukaryota; Viridiplantae; Streptophyta; Magnoliopsida; Zingiberales; Musaceae
Source: RefSeq, a predicted model, not a curated record